Dovyalis caffra is the source of this 228-nucleotide messenger RNA. The record is from the annotation of a GenBank genome assembly. Lineage: Eukaryota; Viridiplantae; Streptophyta; Magnoliopsida; Malpighiales; Salicaceae.
AUGGCGAGCCCAUCAACCAGUAUGGCCACACAAAAUCUCUCCUAUAAACCGGACUCACGAGUCAUUAACUGCGAGGCCACAUACCAUAUAACACAUAACACCGAUUCUAUGCUUGAUGUUCAAAUUCCUAAUAAAGAUCGCUUCUCGUACGAGCUUUGGCUUGUCAUGGCUGCCCGGAAUAGACAAGGGAGGAGCUUGAAUGGCAUGCACGGGAUCAACCCCCACUAA